AUGAAAGUGGAUGGUCUUGGUUGCGACUUCAUGGGUGGUAGAAAUGGGCAAGACAGCGCCGUAUCGUAUUUCCGCGAGCUAGCGUUCAACUUUCGCCCUUUGUGGUCUGCGAGCAAUUGUUUACCACCGACCCCAAAGGAUCAACCGUCGCCAAUAUCGCGAGAUCUGAGCAGAGAAGGGUCCACGACUCCACGAAACGUUGAGCUGGCUGGGUGUCCUGCGGUCGAGGUCGAAACUUCGGGUUCCCCCAUUCCAAACGAUCAACUCCCCAGAUACGGCUACACACCUCUUCGAUCCAAGGAACUCAUCCGAUUGAUCCAUUUCGUGCCGACAUUGGACGCAAAGAUAGUUCUGUCCCUCUCGGAGCACAUUCUCAAAGAUGCUCCGCCUUACCAAGCGCUCUCGUACACAUGGGGCGAUCCCUCAAACGUCCGGGAUAUCACCAUCCUUACACCAAUCACGACGUCAGCGUCGCACGAUGGAAGUGUCUCCCAGUCCUAUCCACUUCAUGACCGCCUAACCCGUUUCCGUUUCCAAGAUCGUGUUUCGAUACGGGCCCUUGGGUUGGAUACCUCGUCUCAGCAAGAGGUUUCUGCCGCCACUUUGUCCGUAACCUACAACUGUUAUUCGGCCCUUCGUCGCCUGGCAUAUCUCCCCGUUCACAGUGAUCGUGCGGUAUGGAUCGAUUCCAUCUGCAUCAACCAGGAUGAUAUCCAGGAGCGCAACAGCCAAGUUGCACUGAUGUCCCGGAUCUACUUGCGUUGUCUUCGUCUUGUCAUUGACGUAGGCGAUGAAUCUCCGACCAGCGACGCCGCCAUUGACUUCAUCGUACAGUAUCAUCGACAUCGCGAGGCCGGCAAGCUCGAUGAACAUGGUGUUUAUGAUAUGACGACGGGGCUGCAUAUCAGAGACAUAAUCAGCGAGUUCUACGCUCGUCCUUGGUUCUCACGCAUCUGGGUACUUCAAGAGGUUUACCAUGGGGCGCGAAGUUUGCGGGAUGAACGCUUCCCCGCCUUGCUCAACUGCGGUAGACGAUCGGUCGAGUGGUCGAAGUUCCGACCGCUGCACAUAAACGUUGAUUCUCGCCCAGCAGGAGAGACCGAGAAUUGGUAUAUUGAACUCCCCACAGUCGCUGCUCUGCCCCUCGUUCUUCGCAUCGUGCCCCGUGGCUGGGGAGGCUCCAUCUCCGUGGACGACAAGAAGUUGAGUUGGCCGCGAUACGUGGUUGAUGACCGAUAUACUCUCGAUCUAUUGUGCCUUGCGCGAAUUAAUAAGGCGACUGAUCCUCGGGACAAAGUGUUCGCUCUGUUGUCCCUGCAGGAGUUUCUUAGUAAGGACUUUCCGCUGAAGCCUGACUAUGGUAAAUCCAUAACAGAGGUAUACGUGGAAACCGCAGUGUGGUUGUUGCGGAGGGUAGCUGUUGCGGAACGAUGCGGGAAAAGUGUCUCGGUGUGCUCGAGGGACUCCCUUCAUGGGUGCCCGACUGGAGUGAGAGGUAUUUGGAACAAUGGAUGA
Molecule: messenger RNA, 1515 nt
Organism: Neurospora tetraspora
Lineage: Eukaryota; Fungi; Ascomycota; Sordariomycetes; Sordariales; Sordariaceae
Product: heterokaryon incompatibility protein-domain-containing protein
Exons: 4
Coding region: 1-1515 (504 amino acids)
Source: RefSeq, a predicted model, not a curated record